AUGCAGUCCACCGGGAAGUCCCUGAAGGCAGCGCUGCAGCUCGCCCGGAGCGAGGAGCGCCUCACCGCCGGCGUCUACGAGAGUGCCAAGAUCAUGACCGAGGACCCGGACAGCGUGUCCUUCUGCGUCCUGGCCAUGGACGAGGAGUUCCAGUGCGACAUCGCGCUGCAGAUCCACUUCACGCUCAUCCAGUCCUUCUGCUUCGACAACGACAUCAGCAUCGCGAGAGUGAGCGACAUGCAGCGUCUGGCCCAGAUCGUGGGCGCCAAGGCGGCGCCGCUGGAAGACGCCCACUGCGUCCUCAUCACGAACCCGGCUGACGGGUCUUGGGAGGACCCGGCUCUGCAGAAGCUGCACCUGUUCUGCGAGGAGAGCCGCAGUCUGAACGACUGGGUUCCUGAGAUCCUCCUCCCCGAGCGCUGA
Molecule: messenger RNA, 423 nt
Organism: Pseudoliparis swirei
Lineage: Eukaryota; Metazoa; Chordata; Actinopteri; Perciformes; Liparidae
Product: growth arrest and DNA damage-inducible protein GADD45 gamma-like
Exons: 3
Coding region: 1-423 (140 amino acids)
Biological process (GO): regulation of cell cycle
Cellular component (GO): nucleus; cytoplasm
Source: RefSeq, a predicted model, not a curated record